GGGGCACUCGUUACCAGAAGGUAUUAUAGAGAGUGGAAGCUGAGCGUAUACGCGACAGUAGCGCCUCUGUGACUGGGUUGCAACACUAUUACGGUGAAUUUGGCCUGCGAGUCCGAUUUGUAUAUACAUUAGUGUAUGGCUAACGGGUUAACGGCUUGUUUGGAAAUUGCAAAUCAAAACAAAAACAAUAAAAUCGUGUGUUUUUAUGAAGUUUUGAACAAAAAUGGUUUUGUAUUGUUGCGUAGUUUCUGCAAACGCAACUCUAGAGAUGACAAUGAAUCUUCGUUUUCUCGGGUACCAAAUGAUCCGGAAAUGAAUUUCAUAGGAUUUGAAGGAUCUUAUAGAUCUUAUAUUUCAGUUCAAAGCACUACGAGUAUAAAGGUCUCAUCAAGUGCCACCGAGCACUGCUUACAAAAGAGAAGCCUCUUGAGUGCAUCCCACUAACUGAAGACCCGCUAGAACUUGAGAUAAUACGAGCAGCCGACGAGGGACUGAAGGUCAGCCAGAUGGUCCCAGCAUUGAUAGACUUUCCCAAUUCUUCUAAAUGUAGUUGUAAAAUAUACCUAGGAGGAUGGACUAUUCACUAUAGAUCUAGACCUACAGCGCAAGAAUCCUGCAAACUCACCACUAAUUCAUGGAAAUGCAAGAAAAAGUAUUCGGGUCACUGAAAUUGAUCGAAAGAAAACGUUAUAUGCUAUGAAUUUUAUAGCAGUGCAUGCCAAAAGGACCAUUAUUAGUGGCAGUUCCUAGUGGCAAAGCACUGUUGAAAUGUCAUCUUUCCUCUAUAUUCAAAGAAUUCAAUUUGAGUUUUGUAUUUUUAUAAAUUUAUGACAUUUUUCCCCUCCAGCUAUUUAAAUAAAUUAAUCUUCAACUAAACUUAAACUAUCUUUGACUUCCUGACUGAGAGUUAGUGUAUAUACCUUCUUGAAAUAGUCGUUUAUAAAAGAGAAAACACCUCAUAGGUAAAAUAUGUCCAUUAACCGCCGUACUAAACAUAAAAA
Messenger RNA from Belonocnema kinseyi, 1001 nucleotides. RefSeq lists its product as uncharacterized. The coding region runs from base 136 to 444 and encodes 102 amino acids. The record is from RefSeq and is a predicted model, not a curated record. NCBI's taxonomy places the organism in Eukaryota, Metazoa, Arthropoda, Insecta, Hymenoptera, Cynipidae. The transcript has 2 exons.